AUGAAAACAGCGUUUGCUGUGGCAACAAGCGCUAGUGCUUGUUGUAUUAUAUUAUCGCUAAUUGCUAUUGCAUUGAUUUUUCAUGAUAUCAAUGAACUCAAUACUAAUGUAAUGAUGGAAAUGGAAGAAUUCAAAAUGACAGCAGAGGACACAUGGCGUGAAAUUACAUACGUAAAUGUAAAUUCAUACGAUAAUAUCAAACGAUCACUUUUCCCGUAUAUUUCUGUAUUUCGAGCUAAAAGGCAAAACAAUCAAUGCAAUUGUGGACCAUCACCUAAGAAAUGUCCAGAAGGACCAGCAGGACCACGUGGUAAACCUGGUGAGAAAGGUGCAGAUGGAUUACCAGGAGAAGACGGUAUGCCUGGAACACCAGGAGUUGCUUUGCUAGCAACUUAUAACAUUCCAGGCGGUUGUAUCGAUUGUCCUCCUGGCAAACCGGGACCAGUCGGACCAGUAGGUCAACCAGGAUUACCUGGACCGAAAGGUCCACCCGGUGCACCAGGAAAGAGUGGCAAGCCUGGUCAAAGGGGUCCAACCGGUCCAAAAGGUGAUAUUGGUCAGAUUGGCCCUGAUGGUCCAAAGGGAAAACCGGGCCGUGAUGGCAAAGAUGGCAAACGUGGAACUGGACCACAAGGCAAGAAAGGACCAAACGGACAACGCGGACCAGAAGGUCCCAAAGGCGAGGACGGUAAGGACGGAGAGCCCGGACCACCGGGUGAACCAGGACUAGAUGGUAAACCUGGUGCCAAAGGACGUGAUGGUAAAGAUGGGAAACCAGGCAUACCUGGUAUUCCUGGAAUGCCUGGAAAAGAUGCAAUCUAUUGCCCAUGUCCACCACUUCAUCCACAAAAGGCACCACCAGCACCGCCUAGUCAAUAUGAGCCACAAAGUGGUUAUAAGCAGAAGAAAAAAAUGGCAUAA
This is a messenger RNA of Brugia pahangi, 921 nucleotides long. NCBI's taxonomy places the organism in Eukaryota, Metazoa, Nematoda, Chromadorea, Rhabditida, Onchocercidae. The record is from the annotation of a GenBank genome assembly.